UCACGGUGUCCUGCCACCUCCUCAUUAGCCAACCCUGGCCUUGCCUCAGAAAACAUGUUGCUAGUUCUUAUUCUGAGAAUGAAUGGAACAAAAUGUGCCUAGAUAGCUGGUGACUGACAGUUCGAUUAUACUGGUGUGGAGAUAACAUUUCUGAAAAUUAAGUCUUCUAGAUUGAGCUAAGCACAACUCCUGUCCUUGUCUUCCUUUUUGCUGCUUUUGAAUAAUUGUAGGUUUUCCUAUAAUGUAUUUUAUCACGUUGAAAACAAAGUUGGCAUAUUUUGCUGAUAAUAAUACAUCUUUAUUGUAGAAAAGACUGAUGUUCACAAAAAGGAAAAGUUAUCCCAGACAACACACCAGCUUCUGGUUAAGAAUGUGGGUACUGGAGCUGGACUGCAGGGGCUUUGUCCCUGCUGUGCCACUUAUGAUUUGUAUGACCUUGAGCUAAUCGCUUAACUUAAGUGCCUAGUUCCUCGUCUCUGAAGUUGAAAAUCAUACCCUGCUUCAUUGGGCUGUUGUUAAGAUUAAAUGAUGCAAAGCCCCUAGAAGUGACCAAGAGAUAUUUAAUACUUUGGUAAAUAAUCUUCUGGUUUUCCUCUCUGAACCUGUGUAGACAUGUGUAACUAUAUGCUGGUGUGCAUAUACUAAUAAACAGAUGAGAUGAUUUUUAAACCAGCUAGUUUCCAUCUAAUAAUAUAUUGUGACUACCUUUCUAUACCUGUGAAUAGCCUUCUCCGUUACUUGAUAGCUGCGUAGAAUCCUAUGAUGUGAUUGUGUGAAUGGAGCUGAAUCCAUAUUGUGGGGCAUGCAGAUUUCCAGUUUCGCCCUGACAUAAUGCAUUUUAAAACAGAUUUGAGUAGAUGUUGUACCAUGAGUGUACCUCUAGGCAACAGGAGCUUCCUACUCUUUCCAGAGCAUACCUAAUCCUCCCUCCCCUGGUGAGAAUAAGGAUCUGGACAUGCUCCCUUUGGGAGCUCAGAGCCUCCUUAAUCCUGAGUGGGGCAGCAUUGUGAACUUCAUAAGACAGCUCUAAAUGGGGAACUUACUCAGAUUCUGCCUCUCCCUGCUCUCCCCACUUAAAUCUAAAAAAAAAAAAAAGUUUAUUUAUUUAAUAUCUCUGGUAUGAACUAUCUCUUGGUUCCCAAGAAAUCAGAAAGUCCGCUUGUUCCAUUAUUGCUGUGUCUGAGGUGAUCUCUAAGAAGGCGCUCUGUCCUUCUGAAAAGGGUUUGGGGUAAAACCUUAAGCUCUCCUGCUUCCCAGGGUAGACCGUUAAAUCCUACCCUUCAUGGUGGAGGGCUGCAGUUACUUCUGCACCAUUCUGGGUACCAUACCCUGCCAUUUUAGUUUUAUGAAUUUCUGGUGACACACUUAUUUGAUUUCCUUUAUUGAUAAAAUUCUUCUUGCUGGUCUCAGAUUGGCAGAAACCAUUGAUUAGGUCCCCUUUAAGUCCCCCUCCCACCUCUCCACUGCUUUCAGCCACUAGCAAACCAACAGGUCACAUGUUUGAAAACCUCCUACCGCCCAUCUUCGGGGUGUGUUAUAUCUAUGCAGUCUCAAGGACUGUACUUGUCUGUAGAGUCUGAGCUCCAGGAGGCAAGAGGGUGAUGGGUCGAAGUGACUUGGGGUCAACAGUCCCUUGCGGGAUAGACCUCUUAAAAGGUUUAUGGCUUUAAAGGGAUUUUCUCCUACAGCCUAAUCCUGAGUGUUUGGGACCUGGCAUUUUAAACAGUUAUACAUUCUAAAGGGACCAGCUGUGUUCCUUUAGGACACUGCUGACUGACCAUCCUCAGUCCAGCCAUUUUCCUGUGAUGUUUAAGAGGCAGGCUUGAUGUUUCCCUCUAAUCUAGGGAGCAUAUCUCAGCUCUGAGAAAGGAUAUAAUGUGCUAUUUAGGGCCGUGAGUCUGCCAGAAUUACGGAGGGGCUGGUGUGUCUUUGAGGUGUGCUGGAAUGGCAUCAGGACUUAGAAAGGGGAAUACUGUGUGAAUUUGGACUACUCAGAGUAUCGAGUCCCUGCCACAGUAUUUUCCAAAGUGCUUUUUAAUGUUUGCUUCUGACACCCUCCGUGUGUGAAAGGUUAUGUAGCCUUAUCCUCCUUGCCCUGAGGAGGACACUGAAACGAUGAGAGGUUAACUGACUUGCCCUGGGCUGCAGAGUAAGGCUGACUCCACCGGAAAGGCUGCUGCCCGUAACUCCUGCUUUCCACGCCGGAAGCGUCACAGAGCCAGGGCUGCCUCUGGGAAGCCCUGUCAACAGAGGCAGGGAUCCGUGGUCACCUCCCUUGUCCUGGUCUUCCUGGAUGGAACGAGAAGAUAAACGGGGCGUGUGUGAAGCCCAGGACUCAGAAGACAAGGGGAUGGACUCUGAUUUUGAGAACUCUGAAAACAGGGAAGGGGACCCAGAAGACAGAGGAAUGGGCUCUAACUCACAUGAUGCAGACAAGAGAGAAUGCCACCUGGAGCAGGAGAUGGGCUCCAACCCACAGGAUGAAGCUCUAAGAGGGGACUCAGAGGAGAAGGAACUAGUGUCUAACAUCUGCACAGAGGGUCUGCUGAGCGAGGAAGAAGGGGUUGCUCUCCGUGAGGAAGACGAUGACCAAGCUGGAGUAGCUGAGAUGGCGAUGUUCGCAGGGCUGUCUGAGUCCGUCGGCAUUUCCCGGAGCCCCCAAGAAGAGGGGGAAGAGGAGCAGCCGCCUCCUGCCGUGCUUCCCUGGAGGCGGCACCUCUCCCUGGGGAGUCGACACCGGGGUGACAAGCCCGCCCACCGCCGAUUCCGCCGGCUCCACCACCCCAUGGCCAUGGACCUCGGGGAGCUCGACAGCCUGAUGGCCAGCAUCAUGGACGCGCCCACCAUCUGCCCCGACUGCGGGGAGAGCUUCAGCCCGGGCGCCGCCUUCCUGCAGCACCAGCGCAUUCACCGCCUGGCGGAGGCCGCCGCGGCCGCCAGCCUGGAGCCCUUCGGCUUCGCUGGCGAGUGCGGCGGGGUGGUGGGGAUGAUGGGCGUGGGCGUGGCGGGGGCCUUCGGGGCGGGGCCCGCGCUGGCCCGGCCCCCGCGCGAGAAGCCCUUCCGCUGCGGGGAGUGCGGCAAGGGCUUCAGCCGCAACACCUACCUGACCAAUCACCUGCGGCUGCACACGGGCGAGCGGCCCAACCUGUGCGCCGACUGCGGCAAGAGCUUCAGCUGGCGCGCCGACCUGCUCAAGCACCGGCGCCUGCACACGGGCGAGAAGCCCUACCCGUGCCCCGAGUGCGGCGAGGCCUUCAGCCUCAGCUCGCACCUGCUGAGCCACCGGCGGGCGCACGCGGCGGCCAGCGGCGCGGGGCCGGCGGCGCUGCGGCCCUUCGCCUGCGGGGAGUGCGGCAAGGGCUUCGUGCGCCGUUCGCACCUGGCCAACCACCAGCGCAUCCACACGGGCGAGAAGCCGCACGGCUGCGGCGAGUGCGGCAAGCGCUUCAGCUGGCGCUCGGACCUGGUGAAGCACCAGCGCGUGCAUACGGGCGAGAAGCCCUACAUGUGCUCCGAGUGCGGGGAAACCUUCAGCGUCAGCUCUCACCUCUUCACGCACAAGCGCACGCACUCGGGUGAGCGGCCGUACGUGUGUCGCGAAUGCGGCAAGGGCUUCGGGCGCAACUCGCACCUGGUGAACCACCUGCGCGUGCACACGGGCGAGAAGCCCUUCCGUUGCGGCCAGUGCGAGAAGCGUUUCAGCGACUUCUCCACGCUCACGCAGCACCAGCGCACGCACACGGGCGAGAAGCCCUACACGUGCAUCGAGUGCGGCAAGAGCUUCAUCCAGAGCUCGCACCUGAUCCGCCACCGCCGCAUCCACACGGGCAACAAGCCGCACAAGUGCGCCGGCUGUGGCAAGGGCUUCCGCUACAAGACGCACCUCGCGCAGCACCAGAAGCUGCACCUGUGCUAGGGCUACGCCGACGGAGGCUGCGCACUGGGGGGCGGGGCGGGGGGCUAGAUGUCCUGGGGACAGACCCUGUAGAAAGAAAUGGGGAAGGGGGGAGGGGCAAUCGGAGAAUGACUGGGGAGCCUUGAGGUGUUGGGGGUCCUGAAGGGGAGGGUUGAGUAAGACUUAUUCCUUCGGGGGUGCUGUAUUUUGCCUGCCUCCUCCCUAAGGAAGAAAUGUUUGGGAGGUGUGCUUGAGCGUGGCGACGUCACCACAUACACGCUGUGGAGGAUGAAGAGCGUGGAGGAGCAGGCACUUUGAGGACCUUGAGGAAGGGGAGUUGGGGGUGGGGAGGGUACAGGAUGACAGGCAAUAGAGUAGCUUGGGCAGUGAUGGCCCGUGGGAAGCGGGGAGAGCUGGGAGAGCGUGUGGUUGGAGUGAGGGUUACGGGGUAAAGUGAAAGGCAGGUAUGAGUAAUUCUGUCCUGGUUUCAGCAGGUAUUAAGCCACUGUUGGCCCUGUCCCCACACAUCAGCUAUAGUCCCGCGAAAAGUAGAGGAGCUUUGUCCGUCCUACGGGAGUGGAUAUUUGUGUCCUCUUCCCUUCCUUCCUCUGAGCCACAGCUAGCUGCUAUUUUGAGGUGUCCAGGGGAAACUGGGCAGAAAAGCUACGCACCCUCGUCUCCAGGGUGGAAUCUCUGAGGUUUAGAAAUUCAUUCACAGCUGGUUUUCAGAUCUGGGAAAUCGUGGUCCUGCUCCUGGUUCUUUGCUACUUCCUUUAAAAUAGUCUAGCUUCAUGCCGGGUCAAGGUAGUCCGUAUGGAUGACCAGACCCCUGCCCCCGGUGUCAGGUGUGUUCCAGGCCCAGUAUUUCUUUCAGGUCUCAUCUGUGAUCUUUUUAAGUGCUGGGAAAUGGAACAGUCGCAGCUAUGUGUGACUUUUCCUUUCUCAGGUCAGCUUGAUGCUUGUUUCAAGUGAAACUCAGGCCAUCAACAGUUGCCCCAGCGACCUGCUACAAAAGUCAGUUUGCUCAGAGUUUUGCUGGCCUUACGUGAGAAAUCCAGGAAAGCAAAUGUUCCCAUGUUGGGGCGCCAGGCUCCUACGUCUCAUUUGCCUUCAUUUUGUAUCUGUGUACCCCUCCCCCUCUGCAGUAAUGGGGGAGAUAUUCGAACCCACACCCCCACCCAUAUUGAUAUGGGCUCUGGUCUGAGUAGAAAUUUCUCUUUCCUGCACAGGGCGGCACAGUAGAAAGCUCAAGACUUUACACAAGGAGGGCACAAGCAGGGAGAGGGGUAAAUGCAAAUUUGCCAAAUAGCACAAGCAAUGAAUGUCUUCCGGUUGUUAUAUAAAUGCCAAAAUAGCACUUUUGUAUUUCAAAAGUGCUUUUUAAUGCUUGUUAGUUGUUUCUCACUUCUUUGUGAGGUAGAACAGUAUUAUGACCCCUGUCUUAGGGAAGGCCUGGGGACAGGAGUGUGACAGGUAGUUCUGAAGAGAGGCUGAUGACAGUGUGGAUAGGUGUGGUCUGCCCUUUGGUGCUCUCCAGCUCAGCUGCUAGGAAGACUUACCUGUCGUGAUUUCUAUAAUAAGGACGCUGAAAAUUCUUAACGCUUGAUGGAACACGUAAGGCUAGUCUAGAAGGGCCAAAGAUGUCCUUGUUGACAAAGCUGGUCUUUGUCAUGUAAUUAGAGUGUCCUAGAUAUGUUCCAUUUCUAGUAGGGGCUAUAGUUAGAUGACUCUUGUAUAGACUUCAGUUACCUAUGCUGAAAAAUCCCUCCCUUAGGUUAGCCUUUAGAAGGUAGAGUUGUGGAAAGCAGUUUUGUUUCCUUUAUUAGCAGUUGUUAACCUAUACUUUUCAUGGAAGCAUCUUCACAAACUGUUGGACACACUUGAAGGAAAAAAAAAAAACAACCCACAAGAUUGUUUUUACGGUUUUAGCAAGCUUUCUAUGGACACUGGUAAUUUAUACUUGAUCAGUUGUAUUCUAGCAAAGAACCUCUUUGGGGACUCUAGGAAAGCAUGUUUUUGCCAUCAUAACACUUAAAAAAAAAAACCCUGAGAAUUCUGGGCUUGUAUAAUGCCUGUUGAUCUUGCCCUCUUAAUCAGUUUGUUGUUAUUCACAAAUGCAAAUAGAUUUUCAAACUAUAGAUAGUUUUGGAAGAUACUAAUUCCUUUUUAUUUUAGUCAAGAGUAAUCUGAGCAAAGCAAGCGUCCGUUAUUUAUUCUGACUCUUGUAGUCUGAAUACCAAGUGUAUGAGGCUCACAUGAAAAUAAUAUAGCCAAUUUGUAGGUAAUCGUAUUACUUUGUGUUUUUUUAUGCACAUCUACCUCUUCCAGCUGUUUUAAGUUCUCUUGAGUCUGUGCCUAUGAAAUCUCAUCCAACUUUUGAUUAUUCAUGGGUUUAUGAUCCACAUUCUGGGUCACUUGGUCUUUUGCUGACAUUUUCGUACGAUUGCACAGUCUCAUCUGCAUCUAGUGUGUUCCGUAGCAGCAACUUUCGAGCAUGGGUUCAAUGGGGAGAGGAGAUUGAAGCUAAUGUAAAAUAAUUUACCGGCGGUGGGAUUCUUUGGAUUUCACUGACCCAGUCUGUUCUUUCCGUUACCAUAGAUAAGAAAGCCAGCCACUACUUCACUAUCCCUUCUGUGACCACAUCCCUGAGCAGAAGAAAACAGUCCAGGCACCAAACACCCCACUCUUAUGGUGCAGCUAAAAUGUGAUUCCAUUUUUCUUAUAAUUCUUCAACGAACCUAGCUGCAUUAAGUGAGGUUUAGUGCAUUCAGGAGGUUGUUUCUUGUAUCUAGUUUUAGAAAAAUAGUAUUUCUAAAGCAAACCCUGGUAACUGGUUCACCCUUGAAAAUGUUACUCUGAAGAUUCCUUCCACCAACUCAUCAAUGUUGGUGGAGGCAAAUGUAUCAUUUAUUUCCUGGGGAGUUUGGUCAAGUGCAGGCUGCCCUUUACUGAGAAGAAGCUAGAGCAGUUUUAAAUAGGUUAAAUGGCUUGAUUAAAUAUUGAGCUCUGAGCUGGAAGGAGAAGACGAGACGUUAACCCCUUGAGCCUUGUGGCCUCUUCAAGAUCCAGAGGCUGUACAUAUGUGAAAAAGUACAAAUUAAGAACCUGUGUUCGUAGACAAUCUGAACUGUGUUUCUGAAGUUUGUGCACAUUUUCCUUCACUGUAAUGUUAUUUUACAGCUGUGUGUUAAAAUGGUGAAUAAUUUAAUGAUCCUAAAAGUAACAGGUUUUGUGUGCGUGUGUGCUUGUGUAUGUGAGAAUUGCCUUAUUUUCAGGUUUUAUUUAAUGAUGGUUCCCUGGACAGCAUUGUGGUGUUCAGCAACCAGUAUGGAAUAUUUGUCAUUAAAUCCAGAUCGGUCUUUUACCA
This is a messenger RNA of Aethalodelphis obliquidens (Pacific white-sided dolphin), 7262 nucleotides long. RefSeq names its product zinc finger protein 697 (gene ZNF697). Gene Ontology annotation, biological process: regulation of gene expression. The record is from RefSeq and is a predicted model, not a curated record. The coding region runs from base 2294 to 3916 and encodes 540 amino acids. Lineage: Eukaryota; Metazoa; Chordata; Mammalia; Artiodactyla; Delphinidae. The transcript is spliced from 3 exons. Gene Ontology annotation, cellular component: nucleus.